Messenger RNA from Cylicocyclus nassatus, 621 nucleotides. The record is from the annotation of a GenBank genome assembly. Lineage: Eukaryota; Metazoa; Nematoda; Chromadorea; Rhabditida; Strongylidae.
AUUUCAGCAAACAACUCGAUAUAGCUGUUCUUCUUCAACAUGAGUAUUCCCGAGGAGGGACCUUUUAAGGCUUUCAUCGGUAACCUUCCUUUCGAUGGCGUACAAGGUGACAUUGAACAAAUCCUAAAAUAUGUUGGUUUCACCGAUGACCAGAUUCAUUCCUUCCAAGUUCGCAUGGUACAUGACCGCGAAACAGACAAAUUUAAAGGCUUUGCCUAUGUGGAAUUCAAUACUGCAGAUGAAUUGCGCAAAGUCUUGGAAAUCAAUGGUGUGGACUACGGAGGUAGACCUUUGAAGAUUGAUGUGGCCAGUCAACGGCCAGGUGAUCGCGGAGGAAGGGGACGUGAUCGUGGAGGUCGCGGUGGCAGUGGAUGGAGCUCGGCUGAUCACAAUCGCCCACGCGGUGGUUUCCGCGGCAAUUAUGGCGGUCGUCAACGUCGCCGAAAUUCCGAGCGCAGUCACGACGAGGAAGAAUUCGUUGAACAUCCCGACCGUCCGCAUCUUGUCGAGAGGCUGAGGAAGAAGCAGCUCGUCGCGCUAAACUCUUCAUUGCUUGAGAGAUUUGUCGAAGCGACUUUCAAUCAACUUGUUUUGCAUAGAUACUUAUAUAUUAUGAAAUGA